AUGAUAAAUAAUUGUCAAUUACCAUUAUCAUCAUCAGCAAAUACUCAACAAUCAUUGACAACAUCAGAUAAUGUACCUCAGCAAGUCGCAUCAUCAAAUCUUAUACCUAUUAUAGCACCAUCAGAUACAACUCAAUCAAAUUCAACUUUAUCCCCAGCAUGUUCUAACUCAAUAUCAACAGAUAAUGAUGAAAGCAUUAUGCAACAAUCAUCAUCAUUAAAAACUAAAAGACAAGUGAAAAGAAAAGUUCAAACAACAGAAUCUUCGAAUAGCACAAGAGAAUCAGCAAAAAGAAUUAGAAGAAGAUAAUUUUUACAUGCUGAACAUUUUCUUGUUUGUACUUCUCCGAUUACUUUUUUAGUGUUCUUUUGUAUAGUUAGACUUUAUAUGAAAUUGAUGUUUUUUUAUCUUAGUAAUUCACUUAUUGUUUUCUUGUAUAGUUAAACUUUAUUAUUAAGUAUUGGAUUUUUAUGUUCGUCUUUUUUAUUGUUUUUACAUUUUAUAGUUGAUUUUUUCAACAAAUACAUAAGAUAUUAAUAGUAACAAAAACAUCUUUUCUUGAACAAACAGUUAUUGAAUGAAUCCUGUAGCCUCUGCAAAAAUUCAGGCGUUUUUAUUACUGGCAUCAUAUUUUUUCUUUAUUUUCAAUAGUCCAUUGAGGAAAUGGAAAGCACCAUAUUUUAAUAAUACUAAGGACUGCAUACAAGAGUGGAGUCAUGGAGUCUGCUGUUUCCCCGUUGGAAUAACUCGAGAUCAAUUGAAGAUGGAAGUAAUUAUCGAAAUUUUUAGUUUUGUGUGUGUUUUUUAUAAAUAUAGACAUUAAAUAUUACGCACUUAGAAAUAAAGAAUCAUUUACUUUCUCUAAAAUACAUUUUGCUUUCCUUUCGAAAUAUUUUUUGAAGGUAUACACGUAUUUUUUUAAUCUUAUGUGCAAUAUUUACCAUGCGUGAAUUACUCAUGCAUAUGGUUGCGUUUGUACAUUUCAAAGUAUGCAAUUUUCUGUAUGAUAGUUAUACAGACUUGUUUGCAUUCGAGCGUGUCAUGAAAAGAAAAGAAGGAAAAAACCAACGACAUAACAACGGAGAGAAAGCGUAAAAAAUACUUUACUGCAAAGGUAAACAAAAAACUAAUAAAAAAAAGAAUACGUUACGUGUUUCAUACCCACUACGAAGCUUUAUCAACAAACCAGUAAGUCAACGUCUUUUUUUCAUCUAUUUGAUAUUGUUUGCUUUAUUGCGUUAUGUAACUUCAUUAGAAUGAUUCCGAAAAUAGAAGAAAGUCUAGUAGGUGAUGCACACAUCACAUUCGUAUAAUCAACGCAUGAAACACGACUGCGACAAAUAUGAAAUCGAUCUUAAAGAUCAAAUUCUUUUGGACAGUCAGUUGAUAUUUCUUUUAAUUAUUGCUCUCCUUAAUUCAUUUUGUUGUCUGUAUUUUACACUUAUUAUUUCGAUUAGGGUGUGGGUGAGUAUGUAGGCGUGGAUGGAGAAGUAGAAAGACUUCUCAUCCACACUGAUAUCAACACCAAUAAACUAUCACUCCGCACUAUCAUCAAUAUGUAAUUAAACGGAAAAAAUUUCGGUAGAAAAUUUUUUAAAUGUU
Messenger RNA from Rotaria sp. Silwood1, 1602 nucleotides. Lineage: Eukaryota; Metazoa; Rotifera; Eurotatoria; Philodinida; Philodinidae. The record is from the annotation of a GenBank genome assembly.